UUUUUGGAGUUUAAAAAAAUUUCUCAUUAAAAUUAUGGAAGAAUCUUCUUUAAUAACGUCUAAUGACGAUAAACAAAAUCAUUUGGUUGUAGAAAAAUCCCCAAAGAAAAAGGAAAAUGUUGUCCCAAGUUCUCACAAUUCCUCAACCUCUUCAAGUGUUGCAGAAGAAACUCUUAGUCAAGUAAAUCCGUCAAUUUCGGAUCCGACAACUGAUUUGACGGAAGAGGAUAUUUUCCGAAUGAAGAGUAUGAGCAUUGAUAGAGAUAAAUGGAAAAAUGGUCCAGCAGCAAGUGAAUAUCAAUCAGCAAUUUCCCUCGUUGAUUCCGCCAGCAAUUAUAUUGAAGAAGACCGCGAAGUUGACGAAGAAGAGGUUGAUGUAACUGAAGGUUUGCUUCCUGAUCAAAUGGUGCCAGUACAGCGGUCAAUGUCUUAUGCUGAUGCAGUUAAGAGAGCAACACAUCAUGAGCAGUCUGGGAAGGUAUUCCUCUUUGAUGGUUAUGCAUUUUCUAAGAAAACGGAUCCUGCAGUAUUAUCACAUCUUAACCAAAAAACAGUCAGCACACUUCAAUACCCAUUUGAGCCUGUCAAUAUACCCCCAGGUGAACAAGAAGAAUAUCGACGUGCAUUUUCUCAAGCAAAGGUUUAUCUUGUGGGUACUGCACAUUUUAGCAAAGAAAGUUGCGAAGAUGUUUGUAAAACUGUGCAAUUAACCCAACCAGAUUUUGUUGAACUUUGCUCUUCCCGUAUUCAAAUACUCUCUAUGGAUGAGGAGACAUUGUUGAAAGAAGCUGCGGCUUUAACAAAAAAGAAAAUGUUGGAAAUUGUUCGACAGCACGGAGCAGCUCAAGGUUUAAUGCAAGUUUUGCUUCUCUCAUUAUCUGCCCAUAUUACCCAACAACUCGAAAUGGCACCUGGCGGUGAAUUCCGAGCAGCUUACAAUGCUUCUAAACUUGUUAGUGGAUGUCAACUUGUUUUGGGUGAUCGUCCUUUGCAUAUUACGUUGAAGAGGGCUUUGAGUUCGCUGAAUAUCUUUCAGAAAAUGAAAUUCUUUUUUCAUCUACUUGUAUCGUUGCGAAUGGAUAUAAAGCAAGAAGACGUUGAGAGAUGCAAAAAUAACGAUAUUUUGGAAGAACUCCUUCAAGAAAUGGCUGGGGAAUAUCCCCAAGUUUCCCGUAUUUUAGUCGAUGAACGAGACCAGUAUAUGACACAAGUUUUACAUCAUCUUUUACAACGUGGAACGGUCGAGAAACUUUGUGCUAGCAAAAAAUGUCGAGCCACAUUUGAACCAUUAACAAUUGUUGCGGUUGUUGGAAUGGGGCAUGUUAAAGGAAUUCAUGCAAAUUGGCCAAAACCUAUUGAUUCAGCUGCUUUGCUGACUAUUCCACCUCCUUCACUGAGCAGCCGAGUAGUAAACACAAGUGUACGAUUUGCUUUUUAUGGAAGUAUUCUUGCCAUUGCAUUUUUUGCUGGCCGUAAAAUCUUCAAAGUUAUUGAGCCUCGUUUGCCGCAAAUUAACUUCAAAAUUUUUGUUUGA
Meloidogyne enterolobii is the source of this 1534-nucleotide messenger RNA. The record is from the annotation of a GenBank genome assembly. NCBI's taxonomy places the organism in Eukaryota, Metazoa, Nematoda, Chromadorea, Rhabditida, Meloidogynidae.